AUGCCGAGACAGAAAGAUACUAAGCGCAUUGACCCUUCACGGGCGCGUCCUCCAGGCCAAAAUGCCGCGUCUACCGAGUUGCACAAUGUCUUUAAAGUGAGUGGUAGUCCCAUCAUUAGUCCGCGAUCGGUUCGCCCCUGCAUCGAGGCCGAUAGUGACGGCAACUUAUGCAACAAUGGCGAAUCCCUGUCUGGUUCGUCUCCAGCCUCGACAACUGUCCUCGUUGCUGCUGCAAUCGCUGCAAAUGAGGCACGAAAAGCGCUUGAAGCCGAGCAGGUUGCCAGCGCUAGUUUACAAGGUCGCUCGGGCGUGCAGCUUGUUUUGCAUCAGAUGCUAGCAAUGCACACGCACUCAUUAGCGCAGCUUGGGGUUGCAAGAGCCGAGUUUCCAAACACCAAGUUGUCGCUGAAACAGGUCGAGAGCCUGCUGCGUCCAGUUGUGACGCUGUGCAAUGCACUGCGAGCAGAUCAUUUUGGGAUCCACGUCCCGACGCCACAGAUUGCGCGCACAAUGAACGACGUCCACUACUGGAAGCUGUGGGAGUCGGACUAUAUCGAUAUUGGAAUCUUUUUCAUGCCGCCGAACAGCACCAUCCCGCUGCAUAACCACCCAGGCAUGAGCGUCGUCACAAGAGUAUUGUAUGGGAUUGCUACUGUAACGUCGUACGAUAUCCUGUCGGACGCAGAAGUACAGAUGCUGGAAGCAGGAAGCGAAGUCGUCUAUGAGGACGCUACUUUUAGCUCCGAUGCUGUGAACCCGGAAGCUGGAUCCGUGUCAUGGGCACGAAUCAGUCGGGAAGGUCACUUUGGCCCGGAAUCGACCACGUGGUUAGACCCUCGUCGGUUCAACUUGCACAACAUUCAGGCGAGCUCUGAUAUUGGAUGUGCGAUGCUAGAUAUCAUGGUGCCGCCUUACGACAAUGCGAACCGGGAUUGCCACCAUUUCAAGAUACUGGAGCAAAAGAUGGUGCGCAACGAGCGAAUCGUCAAGAUGUUGGAAAGUGUUAAACCGGGUCAGCAUAUGGACCCGAAGAUAGAGUAA
Messenger RNA from Peronospora matthiolae, 1041 nucleotides. NCBI's taxonomy places the organism in Eukaryota, Oomycota, Peronosporomycetes, Peronosporales, Peronosporaceae. The record is from the annotation of a GenBank genome assembly.